Vicia villosa (hairy vetch) is the source of this 996-nucleotide messenger RNA. RefSeq lists its product as uncharacterized. Lineage: Eukaryota; Viridiplantae; Streptophyta; Magnoliopsida; Fabales; Fabaceae. The coding region runs from base 1 to 996 and encodes 331 amino acids. The transcript has a single exon. The record is from RefSeq and is a predicted model, not a curated record.
AUGAAUGGGGUGACUACAGUGACUUAUCGAUACAAUAUCAAUGGGGAGAAUUCUCAAAUGCUUAGAGCAGCCAGGGGUAUAAGGCAGAGAGAUCCUAUCUCUCCCUACCUCUUUGUGAUAGUUAUGGAAUACAUGAGCAGACUUCUCCAUCAAAUGCAACUGGACCCUGAUUUCCACCACCAUUCUAGAUGCAAAAAGUUGGGACUGACUCAUCUCACUUUUGCAGAUGAUGUACUGCUCUUUGCUCGAGGAGAUACUACCUCAGUCCAAAAAAUGAAGCAUACCCUGCAUUGUUUCUCAGAUUCUGCUGGACUGAGUGUCAACCCUAUGAAAUGCUAUGUGUAUAUGGGAGCUAUGGAGGAGGGAGCUAGGCAGCAAAUCAUGGAGAUAAUAGGGUUUAGAGAAGGCACUCUGCCUUUUAGAUACCUUGGAGUUCCCUUAACUUGCAAAAGAUUGUCUGCAGCUCACUAUUUGCCUCUAAUUGAGAAGAUCCUCCAAAGAUUACAACACUGGAGUACAAGAUUCUUGAGUAAAGCUGGUAGAAUCCAACUUGUACAGAGUGUCAGCUUUGCCAUAGCCAACUAUUGGCUUCAAUGCCUGCCCUUGUCCAAGUGUGUGAUUCAAAAGAUUCAAACUGCCUACAGAAUAUUUGUAUGGACUAGGGGCACUACUCCUAGUAGGAAAAGCCCAGUUGCAUGGAAGAAAAUCUGUAAACCUCGAGCUAAAAGAGGGUAUAAUGUGAUUGAUGUUGAGGGUUGGAACAAAAUCACUAUGAUGAAACUUCUAUGGGAUCUGAAAAUGAAAUCUGAUUGCCUCUGGGUCAGAUGGAUUCAUUCCUAUUUCAUCAAAGGUCAGGAUCUGUUACAUGUGGAGAUACCAACAUCUGCAUCCUGGGUAUACAAAGGCGUACUCAAUACUAGAGCACACAUUGUUGUGAUACAAGAGCAGUGGGAUAGAAGUCUGCUGGCUAAGAAGUUUCACAUGAGCAAGAUGUGA